AGUAACUAGUAUGACACUGACACAAUUUGCGAAAGAAAAUGUUUAUGUGGCCAGGUGAAGCGACUGACAAAACAUACAUUGUUCGUAAUAGUGAAAUAAUUAUUAAAUUUAUCUACUAGUGCAAUAAGUUCCUGUUUCAUUAAAAGUAUCUAGGUUAAUAUCGGUAUCGUAAAAACUUAUGAUGGAAGAUCGAGCAGCUAAGCUAGCGUUAGCACGGAAAAAGCUGAAAGACCAUCAAGAAAAGAAAUUGUUUUCUGGACAAAAAGAUGAUACAAUUUCUAGAAAAGGAGAUAUGUUAAAUAUUGAAAGUUCUGAAUUUAAACCUGAUGAGGGAUUAGUUACUCAAAGCAUACAAGACGCACUGGACAACGAUAGUUCCAACAUUACUGAUAAAAAUAAAACUAAUCAUUUAGUAUCACAAAAUAUAAAUACUGGCAAAAAUACCAUCUUUCCAGAUGACAAUUCAACAGCUCCCACAGAUAAUGUUGAUGUAACAGAGUUCUUUAUUUCUAACAAAAGAAAUUUAGAGUUACAAGUACAUCAAUUGCAAACAAAAUUGGACCAACUUGAGCAGAAGCAUGCUUUAAUAAUUGAUGAUUACAAAAUAUGCAACCAAAAACUCAAUGAGCUAGAAAUUGAAAAUAAAAAUUUAAAUGGCAAAUAUUUGAAUGCUAUGCAAAAAAUUAUGAUACAAGAUGAGAAACUCAAUGAACUUAAUUCAGUAAAGCUAACUUUAUCUGAAGAAAAUAAUAAUUUGUCUGAACAAAUAGAAUUUACCAAAACGGUUUUAAAUGCUAAAGAAGCAGAAAGUGAUUCCCUUCAUAAUCAACUUUAUAAUCUACAGAACCAAUAUGAUGUUGUACUCCUGCAGCUACAACAGUUGACAAAUGGCUCAACUGCUAAUACCCCAAGUGGAAAAACCAAUAACAGUGAGAAAGUAGAUGCCCUUAUACAAAAAAAUGCCAAUUUAGAGCAACAGUUGGGUUUAUUGCAAAAAGAACGAGAUCAGAUUAACCAACAUUAUGAACAAUAUGUUUCUGAACUGAAUGAGCAAUUAAGGUGUGUAAUUAAAAAAAAUGAGGAGCUUACAAGAGAAGUUGAAAGUUUAUCUAAUAGAGAAAACAGUUUAAUUGAACAGAUAAGUGAUAUGGAAAUAAGGAUACAAAAUUACAACAUAAAUAAAAAGACAUAUGAAAUAGAUUGUAAUACUAGUACAAUAAAUCAAUUGCAAGAUAAUUUAAAAACAACUCAGGAUGACCUAAAUGAAUUACGGAGCAAAUAUGAAACACUUCAAACUCAAUAUACUGAGAGUGUUGCUAAAAUUCAACAAUUGUCUGACGUUAAAGCAGAAGGAUGUCAUCAUGACAACAUCAGUAUAUCUAAACUAAAUGCUGAUAUGACGAGUGACAAAGUGGCUGCACAAAGAGCUACUGAACAAAACAAGAAAUUAAAGCAAGACAUGCAGGACUUGGAGGAUGCUUUUGUGAAAAUGAGUAAAGACAAACUGGAAUUAACAGAAAAGGUAACAGCUGAAAAAUAUUUAAACCGGGAACUUACGAUUAAAUUAUCUGAAGUGGAAGAAAAGGCAAAAGACAUGCAAAUUAAAUUGAAGGCCAAGGAUGAAGAAAUGAUAAGAUUACAAGCAAAUUAUAGAACUAUCGAAAAACAGUGUGAAAAAUUGACUAAUCUGGAAAGCAAUGAUAUUAGUACAGUUACAGAUGUUGAACCUAAUUCGGAAAUAAACAAUGACGUCGUAGAAGAGUCUGUUGAAACUUCGGAAUUAGAAAGCAAACCUUUAACUGAUGAUUUUAAAGAAAAUAAGCGCAAUAUUCUCCAGAGAGCAGAUGCAAUGACAAAGCUUCAGGAACGUUUCUUAAAAAUAAUGGGUGAAGUUGCUGAUUUAUCUGAUGAGAAGCACAGACUGGAACAUAUCAUUUUACAACUUCAGAAUGAAACAGAUACAAUUUGUGAAUAUGUGGCACUAUACCAACAGCAACGGAGUUUGCUCAAAAGACGAGAUGAAGAAAGAAGUGCUCAGUUAAAGAUUUUCCAAGAAGAAUGUGGAAAACUUAAGAAUCAAUUGGAAGAACUGAGUGGACUUUUGUCUCGGUUUGCAGUAGAUAAAGAAUUAUCAUUUUAUUUUGAAAAUGAGUCAAAGCGAAUCGAUAUGGAAAAUGUUAUGUCAUUAUUAGACAGUCUUAAAAAUAAUUCAUUAAUAGAUAUCAAUAAGAAAAAUAUAGAAUUCAAAAAUUUUUAUCCCUGUAACUGUUGCUCUGGUAAGCUUAUUGAUGUGUAGAAUACUCUGUUAUCUGCAUUAACAGUUGCAAUAUUAUGUAUUAUGACCUAGAUUUACCUAAGCUAUUAUACAAUAUAUUUAAAUCACUACACGCGCAACUAUGACAGACUUACAUAAUAAAUAACAUCGAAUGUCUAAAGUUUUGUAUUACCCAGCCAGCCCAGUGGUUAUCUCGUGAUUGUGACCGCAUUUGUAAUACCUGCGACCAAAAGUCGAUGACAGCUGUAAGUGUUAAAUAAACAGUUCGAAAAGUAAAUUCUACGUAAGUUGUAUAUUAAUGUCAGUAUCGAGAACGUUAACUUUCAACACUCGGAAUAGUUGGUGAAAUAGUUUUCAGGUUCGAUUUCUACAUCGUGUGAAGUCAAAACGUUUGUGCGCAUAAACACGGUGUUUGAUUGAGUUUUUUUUUAAUAUGUAGUAAGUAUGUAUUAACAAAAAUCCAUUAAAUAGGUACAUCAUUUGUUUAGUAAUUGGUACUGAUGCCAAAAAUACAAUCAGUAAAAUUUGAGUAGAUUUACAAAUGACACGUUUGCCAGACUCAAAGCUGAUAGAAAUAUAGAUCAUAGCUGCUUCCCACGGUUUCAUCCGCUUCCUGUUCCAUUCCGUACCAAGAUGAAGAUGAAACUUUCUAUUAAUAAACUAAUUUACUAAAUCGAUUGACUACAUCCAGAGAUUCCUACAAGGUCAAAACAAACAAAAUUUUACAUCUUUCAACAACACUGAAUCUUCACUCACGGAAUUUAAAUACUUACCGAUUUUUAUACGGAUGCCCUCCUUGUCGCAUAGUAAUAAAUGUCUUGUUUUAAAAGAA
This is a messenger RNA of Helicoverpa zea (corn earworm), 3107 nucleotides long. Its product is annotated as putative leucine-rich repeat-containing protein DDB_G0290503. Gene Ontology annotation, cellular component: Golgi cis cisterna; Golgi cisterna membrane; Golgi apparatus. The transcript is spliced from 4 exons. The record is from RefSeq and is a predicted model, not a curated record. Lineage: Eukaryota; Metazoa; Arthropoda; Insecta; Lepidoptera; Noctuidae. The coding region runs from base 179 to 2296 and encodes 705 amino acids. Gene Ontology annotation, biological process: Golgi organization.